Messenger RNA from Prionailurus viverrinus (fishing cat), 2637 nucleotides. RefSeq names its product repetin (gene RPTN). The transcript is spliced from 3 exons. Bases 1 to 2637 code for a protein of 878 amino acids. Gene Ontology annotation, molecular function: transition metal ion binding; calcium ion binding. The record is from RefSeq and is a predicted model, not a curated record. Gene Ontology annotation, cellular component: cornified envelope. Lineage: Eukaryota; Metazoa; Chordata; Mammalia; Carnivora; Felidae.
AUGGCUCAACUGCUGAACAGCAUUCUCACUGUGAUUGAGGUGUUCCAGAAACAUGCUAAAGAGAAUGGGAACUGUACCUCACUAUGCAAGAAGGAGUUGAAGCAGCUGCUCUUGGUUGAGUUUGGAGACAUCCUCCGGAGACCAAAUGACCCAGAGACUAUGGAAACCAUCCUGAGCCUCUUGGAUAAAGACAGAAAUGGACAUGUUGAUUUUCAUGAAUAUCUCUUGUUGGUGUUUCAAUUGGCCCAAGCCUGCUAUCAUAAACUAAAUAAUAGGUCAUGUGGAGAUAGAAUCUCUCAGCAAGAAGGGGAGCAGGAGGGAACACAAGACCAUAAGUUCCCAGAAAAUACAGGCAGACAACACAGGCAGAAGCAUGAGGAAGAAAGGCAGGACUCCCAUUGCACUCAGUCCGAGAGACAAAACCAGGAUGUACACCAGGAUCAGUCUGAGAGACAGGGUAGGGACUCCUGCUAUGGUCAGACUGAGAGACAGGAUAUGGACUCCCAUUGUGGUCAGUCUGAGAGACAGGAUAGGGACUCCCACUACGGUCAGUCUGAGAGACAGGAUACAGACUCCCACUAUGGUCAAAGAUGGAGUCAUAAAUCUAGCAGUAGCCAGCCUAAAAAACAAGGAUAUAUCUUUGCCUUAAAUCAAUGUGAGAGACAAAUUCACAAUUCUUGUUAUGGUCAGAGAGAUAGGCAAGAAUUGGACUCUCAAUAUAGCCAGACAGACAGACAAGACCAGAGUUCCCACUCUAGCCAGACAGUCAGACAAGGCCAGAAUUCCCACUAUGGUCACACAGACAGACAAGGCCAGAGCUCCCGCUAUGGCCAAACAGACAGACAAGGCAAGAAUUCCCACUAUGGUCAGACAGACAGACAAGGCCAGAAUUCCCGCUAUGGUCAGACAGACAGACAAGGCCAGAGUUCUCACUAUGGCCAGACAGACAGAGCAGGCCAGAGUUCCCACUAUGACCAGUCAGACAGACAAGGACAGAGUUCCCACUAUGGCCAGACAGACAGACAAGGCCAGAAUUCCCACUAUGACCAGACAGACAGACAAGGCCAGAAUUCCCGCCAUGGUCAGACAGACAGACAAAGCCAGAGUUCUCACUAUGGCCAGACAGACAGAGCAGGCCAGAGUUCUCACUAUGGCCAGACAGACAGACAAGACCAGAGUUAUCAUUAUGGCCAGACAGACAGACAAGGCCAGAAUUCCCACUAUGGCCAGACAGACAGAGCAGGCCAGAGUUCUCAUUAUGACCAGUCAGACAGACAAGGCCAGAGUUCCCGCUAUGGCCAGACAGACAGAGCAGGCCAGAGUUAUCAUUAUGGCCAGACAGACAGACAAAGCAUGAGCUCUCAUUAUGGCCAGACAGACAGACAAGGCCAGAGUUCCCACUAUGGACAGACAGACAGAGCAGACCAGAGUUCUCACUAUGGCCAGACAGACAGACAAGACCAGAGUUAUUAUGGCCAGACAGACAGACAAGGCCAGAAUUCCCACUAUGGUCAGACAGACAGACAAGGCCAGAAUUCCCGCUAUGGUCAGACAGACAGACAAGGCCAGAGUUCUCACUAUGGCCAGACAGACAGAGCAGGCCAGAAUUAUCAUUAUGGCCAGACAGACAGACAAGGCAUGAGCUCUCAUUAUGGCCAGACAAAUAGAGAAUGCCAGGGCUAUUGUUCUGGCCAGACAGACAGAGAAGGCCACAGUAAUUGUUAUGGUCAGACAGACAGACAAGGCCUGAGUUCUCACCAUGGUCAGUCAGAGACUGGGAAGAUAGGGCAAAAUAGUUACCUUCAAGGGAGGGAAGAAAUAAGCAGAGACUCGUAUGUUGAGCAACCAGGAAGUUCAGGGAGACUAAGUCAACAGACUCAAGGACAAGAAGUGGCUCGAAAUCAGAGACAGAGAUUUCAGUCUAGGGAAGGGCAGCAGAACAGCCACCAGGCAUGGGAGCCCGAGGAGGAUAACCAACACCACCAACACAAACUCAUAGCACAAAUCAAGCAAGAAGUGCCACACGGUUAUAAAGAAGGUGAAUGGCAAUCAUGUAGUGGUGAGCAGGGCCACAGACAGACACAGGCCAGGCAUGAAGAGAGGCAGAGCCACCAGGCAGAAGGAGAACAGGCCUGCCAAAGCUGGGGCAGACACGGUUGUGAGGGUCAGGAAACUCCAUGCAAGAUUCAGGCCAGGAAAAGCCAUGAAGAGGAACAAGGCCAUCAGAGACGGGACAGGCAAACCCACGAAGAUGAGCAGACCCGUCAGAGACAAGAGAGGCAAACCCACGAAGAUGAGCAGACCCAUCAGAGACAAGACAGGCAAACACAUGAAGAGAAUCAAAACUAUCAGCAAAAAUGGGAUAGGCAAACCCUUGAGGAGGAAGAAAGGUAUCAAGGGUCCCAGGAUCAACAACCUUAUGGGAUCCAGCAAGGCCGUGCUAAUAGAGAAAAAUUCCACAGGAAUGAAAAUAGCCAGAGGCAAAAUUCCCAGGGAGGAUGCAGUAACCUGACCCUCCAUCCCACCCAGAGCAGUGGGAGGCCCUCAAGGGGAGAACAGGGUGGAAGUCACCCUAACAAGGUAGCUUCUGCUCCCAACGCCCUCUAUAACUAUGUACAAGAGCAGAAAAGGAAUUAG